AAUCAACCUGAUUCAGUGACCCAUUGAAAAUUCUGUGCUGUCUUAAAAUGUCACAUGGCUUAUAGACUGCAAGUCCUUGAACGUUUUAGCAUUUCCACUGAACCUGCGAGUAAUUAUGCUGUUUUAUUAGGGAAUUCUAUUGCUUUGUAUGCAGCUCCAGUUGUGGAGUUUUUCUGUGGGCUUUGAGUCAAGAGGAUUCAAAUGGCCCGAGAGUUUAAUGAGCUGCUAGCAUAAGAACAUUAGUCAUUUGGCUGCACAGUUUCUCCACCUGCUCCCCUAUGGGAUGUUGUUGAGAGUGACAUCUGAAACACCUGCUUUGGUCCCAUUUACAAAGUCAGUAAAAACAGUCAAUCAAGCUGAAGAGCUGGUAAAACAUGACUGUGCCCUUGAAACAUGGGCCAGGGCACUUGUCUUUUUAUUGAGCCUAUAAUUCACCUGUGACUGCCUGUUGAUUUAUGACAGUUGGAUGGGAUGAGACUGUUCAUACUGCUGAUGGCUAUUGUGGCCAGCAAAAGUGUGUGUGUGUGGGAGACUGCUGUGUGGCAUGCGGGAGGGGGGUGGGGUAGGCUACAGCUGGAACUAUAUAACCCAGUUGGGACCGACGGAGCAUGUACAAGUCUUCUUUUCCACCUGUGGACCUCCGUAAGAAUCAGAGCCCCUUCCAACAACAGCGUCCUACAGUGAUGAAGUGUAACCAUCUCCUGUCCUGGGCCUUCCUGCUCGUGGCCUCUGGCCCACUGCUGGCUCACCCCAUCACAGAAUCUGCUGAGAUGCCUUAUCCAGGACCUGUAUCAGCGGAGGACCGAGGAGCCGGCACUCUGGAUGAUCUGUCUCUCUCUGAGCAAGCCUUCCCUUCUCAGGAUGGUGCUGGUCUCAGAUAUUCCACUCUGAUAUCUGGGGAGAUCAACAGAGAUGGUGUCAGAACAGCAGGCCUGCUUCCUAGGGGGAUGAAAAGAGAGGUCCUACUGGAGAAACAAAGUCUCCUAAAUCCAUUCAGCCAUGUGUUCGGCAUCCGGAAGCAGUUCAGGAAGAGAGGAGGGAAUUCUGAGUGUUUCUGGAAGUACUGCGUCUAAAACUAAAACAACAGAUAUUAAUGCCACACACACAA
Lates calcarifer (barramundi perch) is the source of this 1108-nucleotide messenger RNA. RefSeq names its product urotensin-2. The transcript is spliced from 4 exons. The record is from RefSeq and is a predicted model, not a curated record. Gene Ontology annotation, molecular function: hormone activity. NCBI's taxonomy places the organism in Eukaryota, Metazoa, Chordata, Actinopteri, Centropomidae. Bases 609 to 1073 code for a protein of 154 amino acids. Gene Ontology annotation, cellular component: extracellular region. Gene Ontology annotation, biological process: blood vessel diameter maintenance; regulation of blood pressure.